Messenger RNA from Penicillium angulare, 894 nucleotides. Its product is annotated as Mrp/NBP35 family ATP-binding protein. The transcript has 3 exons. Bases 1 to 894 code for a protein of 297 amino acids. Gene Ontology annotation, cellular component: mitochondrion. Gene Ontology annotation, biological process: iron-sulfur cluster assembly; mitochondrial respiratory chain complex I assembly. Gene Ontology annotation, molecular function: ATP-dependent FeS chaperone activity; 4 iron, 4 sulfur cluster binding; ATP binding. The record is from RefSeq and is a predicted model, not a curated record. NCBI's taxonomy places the organism in Eukaryota, Fungi, Ascomycota, Eurotiomycetes, Eurotiales, Aspergillaceae.
AUGAUCAUUGCUAAUCAGUUUCGAGUACCAGCUGGCUGCACUGCUCAUUUGAGGAGGGCAUUUUCCUCAACUAGCAGGACGCUUUCACAUGACAACCCAUUGGGACUUCCCCGUUCCGGCACACCACCCUCUUUCCGAAGUCGGCGAGGGGUACCUGAGAAGCGCAAGAUUCGGGAUGUUAAGAAGGUAGUUGCAGUCUCUUCGGCAAAGGGAGGUGUAGGGAAAUCAACAGUUGCGGAUAACUGCUUGGUACCGCUCACAAAUUAUGGCCUCAAGUCAAUGUCAAUGGGCUAUCUAUUACCACAAACUCAAGCCGACAGUGAAACAGGGGAAGUACCCAUGGACACAACGCCGAUAUCUUGGCGUGGACUGAUGGUAACAAAAGCCAUGCACCAACUUCUUCAUUCCGUCUCCUGGGGUCCUUUAGAUGUCCUGGUUCUGGAUCUUCCACCAGGUACCGGUGAUGUCCAACUCACCAUCAACCAAGAAAUCAUCAUCGAUGGCUCAGUCAUUGUAACAACGCCGCAAGAUAUCGCUCUCCGCGAUGCAGUCCGUGGGUUUGGCAUGUUUCAGCGCAUGGAUGUUCCUGUUCUCGGCAUGGUCCGCAAUAUGGCUUAUUUUGCCUGUCCAAACUGUGGGCACCAGACUCGUAUUUUCUCGCAUGGUGAAGCUCAUGGUUCGAAUUGCGAAGAUCACGGGGUGGUAGCAGAGUGCAAACGUUUGGGUGUCGAUUUCCUCGGCGAUAUCCCCCUCGAUGCACAGGUGUGCGAAGAUGCUGAUCGGGGAAUGCCAACUGUUGUGGCCGAAGAGUCGACAGAGCGAAGUGCUAGGCGAGAUGCCUUUCUCAGUGUUGCCGAGCAAGUAGCACGCAAGAUCGGCUUAGAGUGGAAGUAA